AUGAGCUCUUACUUUGUAAACUCGUUCUCAGGGCGCUAUCCAAAUGGCUCCGACUAUCAGUUACUAAAUUAUGGGACUAACGGCGCUGUGAACGGCUCCUUCAGAGACCCUGGCACCAUGCACUCCGGGUCUUUCGGCUACAACUACAAUGGCAUGGACCUAACCGUGAACCGCACCAACAACGGCGGCCACUUCGGGGCGGUGAGAGAGGAUGCCCGGGGAUUCGAGCCGGACGCCCGCUACAGACAGACUCCCAACUGCUCGCUCUCGUCUCCAGAUCCGGUGCCGCCGUCGUGCGCCACGGUCAGCCAGGAGCAGCUGGAACUAAAAAGCCCCUCUCCUCCAUCUGACCGGAGCUCGACCUCCAGCGGUAACAACCUCAACAAAAACAACAACGCUCAUUUCACGGAGAUAGAGGACGCCACGGUCGCUUCUGAGACCGAGGAGGGCGCGCACAGCAGCGGCGGCUCCACCUCGGCUCCUCGGGCGCAGCAGCACCAGGACCCCAACGCCACCUCUUCCACUCCCACGUCAAAUGAUUGCCAAUCGCCACAAAUAUUCCCCUGGAUGAGGAAACUGCACAUAAACCAUGAUAUGACUGGACCGGAUGGGAAAAGGGCCCGAACCGCGUACACCCGGUACCAGACGCUAGAGCUGGAGAAAGAGUUUCACUUCAAUAGGUACCUAACCAGGCGGCGGAGGAUAGAGAUAGCCCACGCCCUGUGUCUUUCCGAAAGACAGAUCAAAAUCUGGUUUCAGAACCGCAGGAUGAAGUGGAAGAAGGACAAUAAACUGAAAAGCAUGAGUCUGGUGACAGGAGGCAGCGCCUUCCACAACUGAAUAACUUUUUGGGGGGGAAGGUGUUUCAACUUGAGCUCUUUAUUGUGACUUCUUGACGGUCUAACAGGAGUAAAUUCAUUGUACAGUUCAACAAAAAAAAAAAGUUUCCAAACCAUAUGCUGCUCUUCAUUGAAUGUAAACCUAAUGUAUUCCGGGGCCAUUCAAAGCGCUUUAGUGUAAGUUUUACUGCUAUUUUUGAUCUUGUGGCCAACAUCCAUUCAAGCCAAUUGUGUAGCUUUAGGAAUAUUUUGUGCAACUCUUAUUGUUGUUAUUAUUAUUAUUAUUGUUUAGGAUAAUUAUUGAGCAAUGCAAAUGUAUUCAACCUGUCAAUGUGAUCAUUUUUUUGUGCAAAGGGUUAUUCUGUGGAUAGGCAAGUGAUGUAAGCUUUUUUCGCCAAUAAGCUUUUUGUAUUUGUAAGUGAAC
Messenger RNA from Trematomus bernacchii (emerald rockcod), 1263 nucleotides. RefSeq names its product homeobox B5b (gene hoxb5b). The transcript is spliced from 3 exons. Gene Ontology annotation, molecular function: DNA-binding transcription factor activity, RNA polymerase II-specific; RNA polymerase II cis-regulatory region sequence-specific DNA binding. Gene Ontology annotation, biological process: anterior/posterior pattern specification; regulation of transcription by RNA polymerase II. The record is from RefSeq and is a predicted model, not a curated record. Lineage: Eukaryota; Metazoa; Chordata; Actinopteri; Perciformes; Nototheniidae. Bases 1 to 840 code for a protein of 279 amino acids. Gene Ontology annotation, cellular component: nucleus.